AAGUUGAUAUAUUUUUAAAUAAACUUGCAGUUAAUCCAACUAGAGGUUUAUUUUAUAUUUUUUUCUGUGUAGAAUUAUUAAGACGUAAAUUAAUGAUUGUCGGCUUAAAUAUUAUAGAUAAGUUAAAGUUUUUGGGUGUUCAAAAUUCAAAACCGCUUGCAAAAGUUCUAACCUAUUAAAGUUUAUUUUGAGAAAAUGUCUCGGCACGUGCAAAAUACCGAUCCUUCCGUGUUAGAAAGAAGACUACGGCCUAUUUAUGAUUGGCUGGAUUCAGGAAAUAAUAAAAAAGCACUGCAGGAAUGUGAGAAAGUAUUGAAGAAGACCCCGAAUCUUCAUUGUGCAAAAGCAUUAAAAGCUUUAACAUUACAUAGGAUGGGAAGGGAACAGGAAACUAAUGUGAUUUUAGACAAUCUUGCUAGUGAAGUACCUACAGAGGAAGCCACUUUACAGGCAAUGGCAUUAUGUUAUCGGGAAAUGCAACAAGUUGAGAAAAUCAGUAAGCUUUAUGAAACAGCAGUUAAACUGAACCCAACCAAUGAAGAAUUACAUACCCAUUUAUUUAUGACCUAUGUUAGGAUUGGCAAUUUCAAAGCACAGCAACAAAGUGCUAUGGCUCUAUAUAAACAAAAACCAAAAAAUCCAUAUUAUUGUUGGAUCGUAAUGAGUAUUAUACUUCAAGCCAGAAGAGGCGAGGGAGCUAAUGAUGAGAAAAAAAGAAAAGUGCUGCUAAAUCUCGCAGAGAGAAUGAUGGAAAAAUUAGUGAAUGAUAAUAAGAUGGAAGCCGAACAAGAGGUCCAGUUGUAUAUUAUGGUUUUAGAAAUGCAAUUAGAAUAUGAAAAAAUUCUGGACCUAGUAGAUGGUCCGUUGGGUGAAAAAUUGCAAUGUUCAGAUUUGUCUAUUUUAAAACUACUAUAUUUAAAAAAGCUACAGAGAUGGCAACAAGUGAACUCAUUAUGUAAAAUUAUAUUAAGCGAUAAUUUUGAUAAAUGGAAUGUAUGGAAAACCUAUAUUGCUUCUGUUUUUGAUUUAUAUGAAACGGGUGUUAAUGGCAAUGGACCCAGCGACGUAGAGAAUGAUGUGGAUAGUUUCGACAAUACACCCGAAAAAUGUCAUGAAUUUAUUUGUGGCAUUAUAGAAGAUGGUGCAGAAAACAGUUUUUUGUUAAGGGCUCCAUAUUUAGCUAGAUUUGAAUUGUGUUCUAAACUCCAAGAAAAGAAUAUCAAGACUGAAGAUAUUUUGGGUGAUAAAAUAGAAUUAUUCAUUGAGUAUUUUAGGAAGUUUGGACACAAAUCCUGUUGCGUUUUUGACUUAAAAAUUUAUUUAAAAGUGCUCGAUGCAGAACAGAAGUCGGAGCUGGCGACAAAAUUAAUCAAAGAAGUGGGAAUUGGAUCAACUAGUGUCCCGCAGUCUGCCGAUCAAAUGCAAAGUCAUAUAGGAGCACUUCAACUGGCCCGCCUAAGCGGGGGACAUCGGAAUUUAUCCACAGAACACCUUAGAGCCCUUGUUACCGCCUUAACCCUACAUUAUCAACACGGGUACCAAUCGUAUGGCAAGGACUUGCCAUCAACCGAUCUUGGGCCUUCAGAUAACUACGCCAUAAUGGCGGCGCAUAUUCUAUUCGAUUUGUCGAAAAAGGAAGACGGUUCUGAUUCUUUGAUUUCAGCAUUGGCAUUGCUGGAGAGUUUCCUGACGAAUUCUCCCAGUAAUUUUCAUGCUAAACUCCUGGCUCUGAAAUAUUAUCAUAUUUUAGGAGCUGUAAUGGAAGCAAAUAGUCUAUACUAUCUAUUGGAUAUAAAGCAUCUACAACUGGAUUCAUUAGGGUAUGUUCAUUGUGGACGUUUGGCAACUACAGGCCUGUACUCCUUGUGUGCAAUACAUUUUGAUACCACGUUGAAAUUUUUCUCUUCAAAUUACAAAGAUAGUACAGAUCAUUUGACGUUUUCCUACAAGUUCGGAUCAUUCAUGAAACUAGACGAAUUUAUGGACUUCCGGGAAAAACUUAACAAUAGUUUGCACUAUACCACUACUGUAGUUGAUAGGAUAGUUUUAAGUCUAGUCGAUUGUUCUACUUUAGACGGAAUAUACAAUGUUGACAUAUCUUUUAAGGAAAACAAAAUCGAAUGGGAUAAGUUAAGGGAUAAUCGAGAUCUUAGUGUGUACGUGAAUUGGGAACCAGAGUUUGCCGAAAAUGUGUUGGAGGAAUCUGAUGAAAUCAAGACGCUUUUUGCUCAGGAUCUCAAUUUCUUGAAAUUGAGAACGCACAUACUCUGGUCUUUGAGUGCUGGACUCGAGGUUUUGAGGUCAGUUGAUGGUACAAGGCAGCAAAAUAUUGCGAGUAUGAGACAAAUUCUUAAAGACUGGGAAGAUUUAGAAAAUAAUGUUAAGAAAUGUGAUUUAACGCCUAUUAGUGAGGAUUCAGUUUCGUAUCCACUUCCAUCCCGAUUGCACGCCUUUUUGGACACCCCAUUUCGACCUAUAGUAACGCUGUUUUUAAGCUUUUUCGAGUUUUUAACUCUCGACAAUUCGGAUGAGAUCGAAAAAGCCAGUAAAGCGACACAGGAGGAAUUGAGUAGAUUAACUGAAACCCUUGAAAAGAAAUUGAAUACGAAAUCGUCCGAUUUUAGAGAGAAAAGGAAAGGUGUCGAGAGGAUAGUCAAUACUGUUGAGGCACUUUGUAUUGCUUGCGUGAUGUGCCUCAUGUGCAACGAACUAGUGAAACCUCCUCCGCAAGGCAAAAAGGCGAAAAAGAAAAACCCGAUCGAAUCUAAACUGAAAUGCCACUUGGACCUGAUCAUAAACGAAAUUAAAACUCAAAUAAACAAAACUAGUGGCUUGGUAAAUGGAUUGUGCGGGGAAACGGACAACAGGGACUUGGUUACGAUUUUGGACUCUUUGAAUCUGAACACCGACUGUGCCACGAUCCGUAAAAACAUUCUGUUGAGUUAUCGCAAAACGCGUAACGAAAUUCAAGACGUGCUCAAGAGUAAACUCAAGUGUCUUGACAGUUUGUAGGCGAAAUAAAUUAGUGUGAGUGUGCGUUUGCCAUAGUUUUACAGUUGCGGGCGGUGGUGUAUCCUUCCGGCUUUUAUAUGUGUCAAGUAAUUACCUUAGGUUUUCAAUAUGCUGCUGUUAAAGAGAUGAAAGAAGUGUGGAAAAUCUUAUUAAUGGACGGAGUACAAAUAAAAUUGUUUUUGAGCCAUUACUGCUUCCAGUCCAUUGACAAUAAAGAAUAAUAAUUAUCUAUAGUUCUUCUAAUAGAACAUUUCUCAUCAUGUCAUGUCUUGAAUAAAAAUAAGGUGAUAUAGUCUGUACAAUUAUCGUUUAAUGUUAUUUCAUCAUUAUUUAGUCAAUAUUUGUUUUAAAGGCUCUGUUUAUAUUGUCCAGAAAAUUUCAAGUAUGUUCCGAAAUUUGUAAUUGAGCGCGUUCUGAUUUUAAUAACUUCAAGUAGGUAUUUUUGAAACGUUAUUUAUUUUGGUUCUGUUUCAAUAGAUUAUAUUAAACAUACAUACAAGGGUUGUCUUCUAUGGUUUGCAUAUAGAGGUAGAAAAAAAGUAGAUAACUUUAAGACACUAUUGUGUUUAUAGAGAAAUACAUUUUUGCAUCUUGGAGCCAAUUCUGAAAGCAGUUAUGCCUCUCACUUGUUACCUUCAAAAUUCCGUUUUUGAAGGAGCUGAUUGCAUCUUUUGGGGACUGGAACCUUUGACCACGGAGUUCAUUCUUAAUUUUUGGAAAAGUAAAAAACCUUAGGACUUAGGUAGGGACUGUAUAGAGGGGGGUCCGACAAUUCGAUGUUUUCUUGCUUUAAAAACUCAAUUGUUUUUCAAAUUGUGCGGGAACUUGCAUUAUCUUGGAGCACCAUUCGUCGUUGAGGGUUGGUUUUCUGGCAAACAAAUAUAUAUGUACCAAUCGGCAGUAACAGUUCUUUGAUUUUGCAGAGGAAUUCUUGUUACAUGACCCGCUUUUUUUGAGACAAGUGUCGCCACCAUCUUUUUGGAAACACUUCGAGAACGGAUAACUUUCGUCGGAUUUGGUUCAUCUCAAAACACCGUCAAAACACCCAAACAGCCGAUUAACGUAUAUUUUCUGGUUCAUAAGAGUAAAUCAAGGAUUCAUCACCAUUGACAAAACAGUGUAUGUAUUUUUUGAUUUUUCUGCAUGUUUUUUUAUACCAAUGGACUCUAAUUGCUUUCUGUUCUUCCACCAACAGAUGCGGUAUCCAACGAGAAACUAUUUUUUUACAGAUCUUCAUGUAAAAUUUUUUGAAUUGAGUUCUUUGAAAUGCCCAAUGCCAACAUGUUGAUCUUCUUGGAUCAACCUACAUACAGCAUUGACGUUUUCCAGGGUGACUACCGUUGUUGGUGGACCUGUUCUUGGAUCUUCGCUAAGACUAGUCCACGUUUCAAUUCUCCAUACCAACGAGAAAUCGUCGAUUAUUGUGGUGCUUCAUGUGGUCUAAAACUUUGGUGUUAACUAAAUAUGACAGUUAAUUUUGACAUUUGAAUAUGUUGACAGACGCCUACUAUGUAUAUGCAAAAUAUAAAAGACAAUCUUCAUACCAGUUUUAGUAAUAUAUAUUUUUUUUAAUAUUUUAUGUAACAAACGGAUAUGAAUUUUCUUUGUUAAUUAGAAUCAUAACCACAAAUGUUAAAUGAAGGCUACUAGAGACAAUACUGAUUUAUGAAAUGCCAUAAUUACAUAAAUGUAAAAGUCAUAUCAGUAAAAGAAAACAAGUCUUUAUUCAAAAGUAAAAAACCUGUUUAUAACUUUCUAGACAAGUUGUAUUUUUAUUGUCUAUUAAUUUUUUUAAAGUCCAUUUGUUUUUAUUUGUCAAUGGUUUGGAUUCAGGGCCACUUGCACGUAAAAUCACUUUUUUGCUUUAUUACUUUUAACUAGAUUUUUUCUUUUAAAUCAGUUUUCGGUUUUACUGUACUUCAGUCUAAGAAUUAUUUGAAAAUUUACUCCCAGUAAGUACUCAAAAGAGUUAUUUAUUCAUAUCCCCAUGUUAUUUUCCAGCAAUAUGUAAAAACUAUUUUAGGGAGUUUUUAUACAUUACUAAUACAAUAUGAUCUAAAAAAAAACGGCGUCAGCGACGGCUAUGAAAAAAUGAAAAAUCGCCGUCAUUUUAUGUGUAAAAUUAUAUGGGAAAUGUCAUCGGCGCCUUUUUUUUUAUACAAUAUUAUACAUCAAAUAGAUCAUUUAUUGAUUUUUAAUUUUUUGGACAAACCAAAAUUUAAAGUUAACAUAUCAGAUGUAAAUAUUAUUCGUCAUAUUAUACUUAAUUAUUAUGAGUGCCAUUCUGUAACAUCUUCAAAGUAAUAAAAGAAAAAGAUAAUAUGAACCGUGAUUUUUCAUAUCUAUUUUAUGCAUAUCUUCAUACCUAUUUUAAAGAAACAUUCAUAAAUGCAUGGUGUACGAUCCUAAGAACAUUUUAUUCAUAUAUAGAUUUGGUGCGAUAGAAGCGUGGUUUGGAUUUUAAUAUGUAACAGAGAUGGAAGACAGACAUAUUAAAAAGAGAAAAAACUUGGGUUGAUACAUUCCUUCUAUUUGGUAUUGCCAGAUCUUGCUUCAAAAUUUCAAACCGCUCAAGUUAGCGUUUACGGAAAAUGUCGUUUCUAGGGUUGUAUCUAUAAUUUCCACAAUUAGUUACUCAUUUAACUACAACCGUAAUAGAUGGCGUAAUUAAGCCUCGGUCUGAGACAACUACAAAAACAAUCGUAGUUGUUAGUUUUGUAACCAAAGUCAAAAUUUACAGCUGUUUGAAUCUAGUACAAAUUGUGUUGGUUCUAUGGCGUGUAGCCCAUCACACUGUGUAGUUUUAGAGCGAAGCUUUACACCUUAAAAUGUGAUAACUGGCACUAUUUCUGAACUAAUAAUGGACAAACCAAUGAAUAUUUAUUUCUAUGGUAAAGAGUGGCCGCAGAUAAUUUGUUACAAGUUUUCAAGAAUUGAUUAUUAUUAUUUAAUAAUAAUAAUCUAGCUAUUUAGCUUAGAUAUAUUAUCUUCGUUUAUUAUGGUAUUUCACGUACGGACCGGCAACACUGUAUGCCGCUUUUUAUUUUUUCUCUGUUUGUCAACUAGUCAUAUAUAUUUUUCAUAUUAUAUCUCUGACAUAUGCAUUAAAAUACAGACCAUGAAAAUAAAGUGACCAAAAUCAUAUUUCUACACAGUGUGAAAUUAAAAAAAAAUACUUUUUCGAAUUAGGAAAGCUUCUAUUAAAACGUUCCCUGUUAAUGACUGCUGUAAAAAUUUUAUUUAUUUUCUUACAUUUGGCCUUUUUACAUUUUUUUACCUGAAAACAUAGUUGUUGACAGCGACAGUUCUUGUCUGUUGUUUUAAUUCACAGUUAUAUUAUGUUUUGAAUGUCGUCUCUUGAUAUCUCCCGGACUCGUUGGACAACCCUUAUCCUACUUUUUAGAAAGAUAUCUUCAUUCAUAUGUUAAAAUGUUCUUAGAGGUCGUGACUUACGGCAUCUUUUAAAUUUAAAUACAUACUUGGCAUUUAUAAAUCAAGGUUUAGCAAAAAUUAUCGAAUUUUAAUUGGUUAAUGGAGAACAAAUUACACACGGGAAUUGAUUAGAGCAUUCCAGCAGUCAAUCUCCAUUAGCAAGUAUUAGAAGAGGGCUAAAGUGGUAAUUGUAAUUUUCCAUAAUGUGAUUAUCAUGUGAUCUAUUUACGGGCUAAGCCUAAAUGAGUUUUUCAUAGAUGUCACAAUUUUCUAGGUAGAUAAGGUUUACAACAACUUAGAUAAUUUGUAUAAUUAAUUAAUACCAUGUUUUACCAGUGCUGCUUAUUUAUUUACAAAAUUAUUCUGGCUGGUUUAAGCUUCAGUCAUUAGCUUUAGAUUAGUAAUAAUAAAACUACUUAUAAAUAUAUUUAUAAUUUUAUUUUUUAAUAAUUAAAUGUGGUACGCCACUGGAAAAUUAGAUUUUUUAUAUGCCUAUUUUAUAAAUACAUGAAAACAAGUCUGAAAUCAGAGUUUACUCUAAUCGCGUAGUAUAGCCUAGACAACUUGACGCCGCGCGCCGUUUACAAAGCAGUUUUUUUAUUUUACACAUGGAAAGUUGAAAAAACAUAUUUUCAUGAAAAUGACAGAAGCAUAAACUGGCCCUCAUUUGUUUCUCUAGAAUUGUAGGUUAUGUAUACCCUCUAUAGGCAAUUGUAUUAAAUGUAACUGUUAAUUACGAUUUGUACAUGUAUGUAAGACACUGUGACUCUAAUUUUGCUUGUUUGGUAGGAUUACUACCGCUGCAAUACUUUUGUAAAUAAUAAUUUAAUAAAUUAGUUUUUUUCUA
Molecule: messenger RNA, 7291 nt
Organism: Sitophilus oryzae (rice weevil)
Lineage: Eukaryota; Metazoa; Arthropoda; Insecta; Coleoptera; Curculionidae
Gene: psidin
Product: phagocyte signaling-impaired protein
Exons: 14
Coding region: 196-3012 (938 amino acids)
Biological process (GO): N-terminal peptidyl-methionine acetylation
Cellular component (GO): NatB complex; cytoplasm
Molecular function (GO): protein binding; protein-N-terminal amino-acid acetyltransferase activity
Source: RefSeq, a predicted model, not a curated record